Messenger RNA from Erythranthe guttata (spotted monkey flower), 3499 nucleotides. Its product is annotated as myosin-binding protein (Protein of unknown function, DUF593). Gene Ontology annotation, molecular function: myosin binding. NCBI's taxonomy places the organism in Eukaryota, Viridiplantae, Streptophyta, Magnoliopsida, Lamiales, Phrymaceae. The record is from RefSeq and is a predicted model, not a curated record.
UUAAUUCUUCUUUUUUCUAAAGUUGUCUUCUUUGGCUGUCUGCUCCUUCUUCAAACCGACCGCCCGCCCUCUCUCUCUCUCUUCUACCUUCCGAUUCUCUCUCCUCUUUCUCUCUCUAAACCAGUUCAUAUUCUGCUGCUUACCCAUUUCUCAACAAUUCUCGUUUUAAAAUACAUACGAAUACAAUCACCCCCUUGUUUCUGUUUCGUCAUCUCUACACAAUAACGACGCCCACCAGGUGUUUGAAACAUGGCCGCAAACAGAUUCGCCACCAUGUUGCACAGAAACACCAACAAGAUUACGCUGGUUCUCACCUACGCAGUUCUCGAGUGGAUUCUGAUAUCCCUCCUCCUCUUAAAUUCCCUAUUCUCUUACCUGAUCGUCAAAUUCGCCGAGUUUUUCGGGCUCAAACCGCCAUGCCCGUGGUGUACGAGAGUCGAUCAUAUCAUUGAUCCAGCCAAAGGGAACAAGAACAUGCACAGAGAUCUCCUCUGCGAAGUUCAUUCCAAGGAGAUCUCCAGAUUGGGGUACUGUUCGAAUCAUCAAAACUUGGUCGAUUCUCAAAACCUGUGUGAGGAUUGCUUGUCCUCAGUCCCGGAUUAUACGGAAAAAUUGAAGAAUUUCGCUUUGUUUCCAUGUACGAAGGGAUUCGGAGUGAUUCAGAGUGAUAAAGAGAAGGUUGGUGAGAAUGGGGAGGUGAGUUUGAACUGUUUGAACUGCUCUUGUUGUGGGGUGAGCUUGGAUUGUGAUAAAUAUUCGUCUUAUAUACUGCUCAAAACUUCAUCUUGGGAUGUUUUGGAAUGUGCCCAGAAAGACAAUUACUUGAUUAAUGAUUCUGAUGAGAAGCUGUCAGAUUUCGCUGAGGGAGAAAACGAAACGAAAGGGGAUGAGGUGGAUUUGUGUUUGGAGGAAGAAAAGGGAACAUUGAUUGAGGAGAACUCGACUUUGAUCAUGAAAGAUAAGUCUGUUCAAGUGUGUGUCGAAGAAGAUGCUGCUGCUCCUGUCGAAAUUUUCUCCGAGCAGCAUCUGGAAUUUUUUCUGGACUAUAGUGGCAAUAGAUUGGUUCCGAUUGAACUGAUUGAUUCGGUGACUGAAGAACAUAAGAGUGAGGGGAGUGUUAAGGUGGAAGAUGAAGAUAAGAACUUGGAUCGCGAAUUCAGACAAGAUUCGGAAGUUCAGUUUGAAGAAAAAGAGGAAUUGUUUGUGGUGGGUAGGAGCGGAAUGGAGAAAUUUGACACGUUUAUUGAUGUUGAUAUCAAUGAGGAACCUAAAUACACCAUGUUGGAGUCCAUGGAAAUUGAAGAGGAUGAAAAUUCUCUGGUUUUUCAUGCAAACCACUGUCGUUUGAUGACGGGCGAGUUUGCAGAUUUUCGAGCUUUCCCUUUAGCCAGGUGGCCUUCUCAAGAGGCAACUGAUGUUCAAGAAAUGGCAGGCUCGUCGUUGGAAAUGCAUUUAGAUGUUCAUACAGAUAAUGUAGCAUGUGAAGAAGAAGAAGUUGCUCAGGCAAACAAUGAAAAUGAAGCAGAUGUCUCGAUUGGAACAGAAAUCCCCGAUUUAGAUAUAACAGAUGAAAUGCAAAUACAAGAUUCUGUUCAUGCGUAUGAUUACAUUCAUGAAGAUCCUUCAACAAAUCCUCACAGAGUAUCUGAUCAUGAUACUUCGCAAUUUGAGGAACAUAUGAAAGAAUUACAGUCCUUAUCAGUUCAAAAUAGGGACGAUCAUAUAACAAACAACCAUUCAUCGUUCCAUUUGGAGAUAAACGAGCCUGAAGAAGACAAGGUCCCCGAUACACCUACAUCUACUGACAGCUUUAGUCAGUUGCACAAGAAAUUGCUACUGCUCGAGAAAAGGGAUUCAGGGGCAGAAGAGUCAUUAGACGGAAGUGUAACGAGCGAAUUGGAAGGCAGCGAAGGAGUUGUAACCGUCGAAGGGUUGAAAUCAGCACUAAGAUCAGAGCGAAAAGCGUUGCAGGCACUGUAUUCCGAGUUAGAAGAGGAGAGAAGUGCUUCUGCUGUGGCGGCUAACCAAACAAUGGCAAUGAUAAAUCGGCUCCAAGAAGAGAAGGCGGCAAUGCAGAUGGAGGCUUUGCAGUAUCAGAGAAUGAUGGAGGAACAGUCUGAAUACGAUCAAGAAGCUUUGCAGCUUUUGAACGAACUAAUGGUGAAGAGAGAGAGGGAAAAACAAGAACUGGAAAAGGAGAUGGAAAUUUAUAGGAAGAAGCUUUUCGAUUACGAGACGAAGGAAAAGAUUAGGGUUUUGAGAAGAAGCAAAGAUGGGAGUACAAGAAGCGGGUUUUCAUCGGACAGUGAUGGAUUGUCUAUUGAUCUAAAUCAUGAAUCGAAGGAAGAAGACGGGUUUUAUAGCAAUCUUAAUACUCCUGUUGAUGAUGUCAUCAACUUGGAAGAAUCUUUAGCUGAUUUCGAGGAAGAGAGGAUGUCGAUUCUCGACCAGCUGAAGGUUCUAGAAGAAAAGCUUUCGACUUUGGAUGACGAAAAUGCUAAAACCAACGGUGAAGCAAAUGGGCAUGAAAAUGGAUUUUCGAAUCAUCAUCAAAAGAGAAGAAUUGCUGGUCUGCAGAAGGGAAAAUCGCUUCUUCCGCUUUUCGAUGCGAUAUUUGAAGAAAACGGAGAUACGAUGAACGAGAACGGGAACGGGAACGGAAACGAAAACGAAAAUGGGUUCGAUUCUUAUGAAUCGAAUUUCGAAAUGGAGGAAAACAAGAAGCUCGCAAUUGAAGCGGAAAUCGAUCAUCUUUAUGAAAGGCUACAAGCACUCGAGGCAGAUAGAGAGUUUCUUAAGCACUGCAUUAGCUCUCUAAAGAAAGGCGACAAGGGAAUGGAUCUUCUCCAAGAGAUCCUGCAACAUUUGCGCGAUCUCCGAAAUGUGGAGGCUCGAUCGAGAAACUUAGGGGACAGUGCUUAACGAAGAUUAAUAUCGAUUCCAUUUUCAAGAAAAGGUCUUAUUUUGGGGGUAUUAUUGGCAGACAAGAAGUUGAAGUCUGCUCAACUUUUGUUUAUUAUUUCCUAGUAUUUUUGUCCUAGCAUGCCCAAAUUUUUGUGGGUAUGUUUCUAUUUGUCUACCCCCUUUUUUUAAGGUAAAAAGGGGGGUGAUGAAUGUAUGUGUGUGUAGUCUAGUGGGCAGAAGUAGUUAGCCACUCUGUCAUUUUCUAUGUUUUGUGUGUAAAAAAAAAAAGAAAAAAGAAAAAGAAAAAAAAAGAAUGGAUAAAUCCAACAAAGAUUCCAUUUUUUCCAGGUUAGAAUUAUAGCUUAUCAGGUAUUUUUAGGGUUAGAACAUUUUUUUUUUAAAUUUCAUUUUUUGUUUUUUUGAAGGGUAAUAGGAAAAAGGGGGGUAAGUAACUUUCUUUUUUCCAGUCUUAUAAUUGAGAGUUUGUUUAUUAUGUUGGAAGGCUAAGUUGGUCUAGUUGUAUACUACAUGUAUCCAUCUGUAAGUAUUUAUGAAAAUUGAGUGUGUUUUGUAUAAUGUUUCUUUUUGCUGUCAA